Haemonchus placei is the source of this 348-nucleotide messenger RNA. NCBI's taxonomy places the organism in Eukaryota, Metazoa, Nematoda, Chromadorea, Rhabditida, Trichostrongylidae. The record is from the annotation of a GenBank genome assembly.
AUGAUCAGGUCGCGCGGUAGAAAUAUCACUAGCGAGACAUUCGUGUGCAUGCACCGCGCUCAACCGAUGUUCGUUGAACAGAAGGGGAAUUUAUCAAUGUACAGCAACUGGCACCAGGUGAACAUUAACGAAACGGAGUCAAAGCUUAAUUUAUUGUACAUGGGUAUGUGUUCUACGAGACCGCGAACGGGAGUAAAGCCAUUUUGGCGCUACAGUGUCGCGAAUCGUGACCACGGACAGUACAAGAUGACACACUCGUCUUUUUGGGAAUACCGACAUAAGGUCUUGUUCGCACUCAUUUCAAACCCAUUUUCAUCACCCGGACUCUCGCUCCCAAUUUCAAGGUGA